Molecule: messenger RNA, 1467 nt
Organism: Saccoglossus kowalevskii
Lineage: Eukaryota; Metazoa; Hemichordata; Enteropneusta; Harrimaniidae
Product: putative NADPH-dependent quinone oxidoreductase VAT1L
Molecular function (GO): oxidoreductase activity
Source: RefSeq, a predicted model, not a curated record
CUUCAGCAAAGCCGCUCGUCUCUGCAUCGCGUUCCUCGCGCAAGACCUGUCCAGCAAAUCGACGGAUUCUCCGGACGACUUACCUUAAUUGGAAAAAUAUUGAGAACAACGCAUUACAGUAACAUUUUAUCAAAAUGUCAACUGAAGAAAGCCCAGAUCCAGUGGAAAAGGAAGAAAAUCAUCUGCCGGACAUGAAGGAGAUGCGAUCCGUAGUACUGACUGGUUUCGGUGGACUGAAUAAGAUGCGCGUGAUGAAACGGCCCGAACCCACUCCACAAGAAGGCGAAGUAAUGAUAAGAGUAAAAGCAUGUGGUGUCAACUUCUAUGACUUAAUGGUACGCCAAGGUGCUAUAGACAACCCACCGAAGACUCCACUAGUCCUUGGAUUUGAGUGUUCAGGUGAAGUUGAAUCGGUUGGUGAAGGGGUCACUGAUUUUCAGGUUGGCAACAAAGUUAUGGGUAUUUCUAACUUUGGGGCGUGGUCAGAACUUGUCACCUUACCAGCUAAGUUUUGCUUCCUGAUGCCUGAUGGUCUAAGUUUUGAAGAUGCAGCAGCUCUUCCAAUCAGCUAUGUUACAGCCUACAUUCUGUUGUUUGAAAUUGGUAAUUUGAAGAAGGGGAGAUCAGUACUUGUUCAUUCAGCAGGCGGUGCAGUGGGUACAGCCAUAGCACAGCUGACGAAGACAAUUGGAAACAUUACCUUAUUUGGCACGGCAUCCGCUCACAAGCACGAAACUCUAAAAGACGAUUGGCAGUAUUUAUUUGACAGGCUACAACAAGAUUACCACCAGGAAGUGAAAAAGGUUGCUCCUGAAGGAGUAGACCUUGUAUUAGAUUGUCUUUGUGGUGACGACACUAAUAAAGGAUAUAGUUUAUUGAAACCAAUGGGAAAAUACAUUCUUUAUGGUUCUUCCAAUGUUGUUUCAGGCGAGACUAGGAGCUUCUUCAGUUUUGCCAAAGCAUGGUGGCAAGUAGAUAAAAUCAAUCCACUGAAGCUGUAUGAUGAAAACAAGUCUAUCUCUGGAUUUAUGCUCCAAAAUCUCAUAUUUAAUCAAGGACAUGUUGAAGUAUUACGUGAUGUGAUGGUUGAAAUAGUGAAGCUGUACAAAGAUGGCAAGAUAAAACCUGUUAUUGACUCUGUGUAUGCUUUCGAAGAGAUAAGUGAAGCCAUGCAGAAAUUGCAUGAUAGGAAGAACAUUGGUAAAGUGGUAAUUAGUCCCCUUAAAGAACCACAACCUAAGCCUGAGAAACCCCUGGAUAGCCAAGCUAGUGUUAGUAGUGAUGGAGAAAAAGAACAGGAGAAGGCAGAGGAGGCCAAAUAAGCACAGAAGGACUUCAGGCACAUAUUGUACUGAGAAAAAAAUCAUAAAUACAUAAUCCCCUAUUCAACCAGCUGUGGAGACUCAUCAGCCACCCCUGCAAGUAAAGUAGAAUCUUCCACAGGAGAUGAUUGACUGAUCCAUAUCA